Molecule: messenger RNA, 255 nt
Organism: Sphaeroforma arctica JP610
Lineage: Eukaryota; Ichthyosporea; Ichthyophonida
Exons: 1
Molecular function (GO): acyltransferase activity
Source: RefSeq, a predicted model, not a curated record
AUGGCGUCACUAAUGCGAUCGAGGCUAUCCUCGACAAGAGCCGUGUCUGUGCAGGCGCAGGCGAUUAGACAGUUCACACGCUCAAGCGCUUGCAUGACAUCCAGCAAGUAUCUGCAAGAAAGCCCCGUAGACUCUAUGUACUUCCAGAAUGCACUUCCACGCCUGCCUCUGCCUGAGUUAGACGAGUCUUUGGAUCGUUAUCUGGAUUCGAUCAAGCCCGUGACUUCUGCGGAGGAUUAUGCGGCCCACAAGGAG